Eucalyptus grandis is the source of this 1228-nucleotide messenger RNA. RefSeq names its product bifunctional phosphatase IMPL2, chloroplastic. Bases 77 to 1138 code for a protein of 353 amino acids. NCBI's taxonomy places the organism in Eukaryota, Viridiplantae, Streptophyta, Magnoliopsida, Myrtales, Myrtaceae. Gene Ontology annotation, molecular function: histidinol-phosphatase activity. The record is from RefSeq and is a predicted model, not a curated record. The transcript is spliced from 10 exons. Gene Ontology annotation, biological process: L-histidine biosynthetic process.
UCUCUAACUCGGAUCUCAACUCAGUCUCUCUCUCUCUCUCUCUCUGUAGCCGAUUCCCGCCCGUUAUAAAAAAAAAAUGGCGAGUCACGCGUGCCUCGCCAAGAUGCUGGCUAAAACCCACCUCCGCCUCCUCUCCCCGCCGGCCGGAGCUCCGAUCGUCGCCCCUCCGGUCCCGUCUCCGAUCCCUCGGCCCAGCCGCCGCCGCCCUCCGAACUUCUCCUUCUCCGCCUGCCCGCAGCUCAGGCCCUCUCCCCUCAUGGCCUCCUCCUCCGCCGCCGCCGCUGAACCGUCUUCCGGCGACCGCGCCCUGGCCGUCGAGCCGGGCCCCGAGGAGGACGAGCUCGGCCGGCUCGCCGAGGUAGCCGGUCGGGCCGCGGACGCCGCCGGGGAGGUGAUCCGGAAGUAUUUCCGGAAGAAGUUCGAGAUUCUCGAUAAGGAGGACCUGAGUCCGGUGACGAUCGCCGAUCAAGCGGCUGAAGAGGCCAUGGUAGCGAUUAUACUGGGGAGCUUCCCUGCUCAUGCAAUUUAUGGAGAGGAGAAGGGAUGGAGGUGCAAGGAGAGGUCUGCAGAUUAUGUCUGGGUUCUGGAUCCUAUAGAUGGGACGAAGAGCUUUAUAACUGGAAAGCCUUUAUUCGGUACUCUGAUUGCUCUUCUUCACAAGGGUAAACCGAUUCUUGGCAUAAUCGAUCAACCAGUUCUAAAGGAAAGAUGGGUUGGGAUAACGGGAAAGAGAACUACACUAAAUGGAGAAGAACUGUCGACACGUGCGUGCACAAAAAUAUCCCAGGCAUAUCUAUACACAACAAGUCCACAUCUCUUUAAGAAAGAUGCUGAAGAGGCAUUUGCUCGUGUUAGAAGUAAGGUAAAAGUGCCAUUAUAUGGCUGUGAUUGCUAUGCAUAUGCUCUUUUGGCUUCUGGCUUCGUGGAUCUUGUCAUUGAGUCUGGUCUAAAGCCAUACGAUUUUCUCGCUCUGAUACCUGUGAUUGAAGGAGCUGGGGGUAUCAUAACUGAUUGGAAAGGCCACCAACUUUAUUGGGAACCUUCACCGGAUUCACAUGCGCAAGCUUUUAAUGUUGUGGCGGCAGGAGACAAAGAAGUUCACCAGCAAGCUCUUGAUUUAUUACAGUGGCAGUGUUAGCAGGUUAGUGAAAGGUGAUUUAGAAAAACUGCAUUGUGCCGAUACCUGGGAUUUACGUGCCAUUGCCAUAAUGCUAAAAGAUAGCUGUUG